GGACGGAAGCCCGGAGGGCCCUCCCUGCGCGCGCGUGCCCCGGAUCCAGGCGCCUGAGGACCCUGGAGGGGCGGAUCGGCGACGGAGGGGGACGCCGCCUCGGGGACCCACUCCUGGAAGCUCGCGGCGCCGUCCGCCGAGGGCCUGUGGGCGGCCGGGGUCCGCGGGGACGGCCGGACUCUACCCUCACGCCGCCCCGCGGUUGCCUCGCCCGCCGCGCGCACCUUCCCGCCUGUGCGGGGCCGCGGAGCGACACGAUUUUCCGGCCCUUCGGGGACCCAGGGGAAGGAAAUGACUUAGAGGCCUUAUGAAUACAUCUGUGCAUUCUUGCUUCAGACUUUACAGUUGAGGGCCAACCCAGUCUGGAAGCACUUCUUAUUAAUGUUACAAGGGAACCGCUACCUCAGCAAAGAAAAGGAAAGGAGAAGACGUACAGUGACAGAUGCCAUGUUUAAAGAAAACUUGUUUUCAGAAAACCCUACAGGAGAUUUGUAAGUUCGUAGCAUUGAGACGCUCUCCAGGUAAAUGGAUUUGACAGGCAGGCUCUGUCAAAAUUCUGCAGAGGUUUGCUCUUCCUUGCGGACUUGUGUGAAGUAACCCUGUACUGCUUUUUAAACUGCUGUUGACCAGCUUGGGGUUCUUUUUUGGUGUAUUGAAGAUACAUUAUAUUACAUUUUAAAAAGUUAAGUUAUUUUUCUGCCAUUCUAAAUAUAAGUAUCAAAAUAUUCUUGCAAAGCAAUUAUAAGUAAACAUUUUUCUCAGCAAGCAUAUCUUUUUAUUACGACUAGAAUGCUAAACUGUUCUUACACAGCAUUUUGGACACACUUUGAUUUUGUGUCAGAGGUCCUACCUACACUGAAAAUAUUAAUUAUAUAAUCCUGUUGUCUUUCCUCUAUGUUGGAUCACAUGGUCACCUGCCUCAUGGAAAUGCCUUUUUUAAAACUUAAAUUUGCAGAACUCCACUAUUUUUAUACCUAGCUACAGUUUUGAAACAAAAAGGACUUAGAACCCUGACCUGCCAGCAGUCCCUGGGACAGUUCCCUACCCGCAUGUAUUGCUGCAGUGCCCAGGACAGUAAAAUGGACUACAAGCGGCGCUUCCUGCUUGGCGGGUCCAAGCAGAAGGUGCAGCAGCACCAGCAGUACCCGAUGCCCGAGCUGGGCCGAGCACUGAGUGCUCCCUUGGCAUCAACGGCGCCCUCUGCCCCGCUGGGCAGUCUGACCGCUGCAGGCAGCUGCUACCAUGCCAUGCCCCACUCCACUCCCAUUGCUGACAUCCAGCAGGGCAUCUCCAAGUACCUGGAUGCCCUCAACGUCUUCUGCCGUGCCAGUACUUUCCUCACAGAUCUCUUCAGCACCGUGUUCAGGAACUCUCACUACUCAAAGGCCGCCAUGCAGCUCAAAGAUGUGCAGGAGCAUGUCAUGGAAGCAGCCAGCAGGUUGACAUCAGCCAUAAAGCCUGAGAUCGCCAAGAUGCUCAUGGAACUCAGUGCUGGGGCUGCAAACUUCACAGAUCAGAAGGAGUUCAGUCUUCAGGACAUUGAGGUGUUGGGGCGAUGUUUCUUGACAGUGGUGCAAGUCCAUUUCCAAUUUUUGACUCAUGCACUGCAGAAAGUCCAGCCAGUGGCUCACUCUUGCUUUGCCGAGGUGGUGCUGCCAGAAAAAAAGAGCAGCAGCGGUGGCAGCAGUGGCUUAUCUGGCAUGGGCCACACACCUGAACUGGAGGAAGCGGUGCGAUCCUGGCGGGGAGCUGCUGAGGCAACAUCUAGAUUAAGAGAAAGAGGCUGUGAUGGACGCCUGGCAGGAAUUGAAGUUCAACAACUCUUUUGUUCUCAAAGUGCAGCAAUUCCUGAGCACCAGCUAAAAGAACUGAAUAUAAAAAUCGACAGUGCUUUACAGGCAUAUAAGAUAGCUUUGGAAAGUUUAGGCCACUGUGAAUAUGCAAUGAAGGCUGGCUUCCACCUGAAUCCCAAGGCCAUCGAAGCAAGUUUGCAGGGCUGCUGUAGUGAGGCUGAAGCCCAGCAGACGGGGCGGAGACAGACACCCCCACAGCCCAUGCAGUGUGAGCUUCCCACCGUGCCUGUGCAGAUAGGAUCACACUUCCUGAAGGGGGUCUCCUUUAAUGAGUCGGCUGCUGACAAUCUGAAGCUUAAGACGCACACAAUGUUACAGCUCAUCAAGGAAGCAGGCUGCUACAAUGGACUCACACCUAGAGAUGAUUUUCCUGUGACAGAAGUACUCAACCAGGUGUGUCCAUCUACCUGGCGGGGUGCCUGCAAGACUGCUGUGCAACUACUGUUUGGCCAAGCUGGACUGGUGGUAGUUGACACAGCACAGAUUGAAAAUAAAGAAGCCUACGCACCCCAGAUCAGUUUAGAAGGCUCCAGAAUUGUGGUUCAAGUCCCAUCCACAUGGUGCCUGAAGGAAGACCCUGCAACCAUGUCUCUACUGCAGAGGAGCCUCGAUCCUGAGAAGACCCUGGGCCUGGUAGAUGUGCUCUACACAGCUGUGCUGGACCUAAACCGCUGGAGGGCAGGGAGGGAACAAGCUUUACCCUGUAUACAGAUCCAGCUGCAAAGGGAGAUCUGUGAUUUUGGGAAUCAGACUGACCUGCCUUCUGGAAACGGAAACAAAUCUUCAGGAGGCCUACAGAAGACAUUCUCCAAACUGACAUCCCGGUUCACCAAGAAAGUCUCAUGUACCAGCUCCAGCAGCAACACAAACUAUUCCAUCCCAAGUACCCCUUCCAAAAACAUCUUCAUGGCUGGGUGUUCAGAGGAGAAGGCCAAAAUGCCCAGCACUAUGGAUACUCGCUUACAAAGCAUUUUGAACAUCGGUAGCUUCCCUAGGACUACGGACCCUUCCCAGUCAGCUCAGAAUUCCAAUAAUCCGAUGGCCAAUGGUUUUCUCCUGGAGAGACGAGAGAACUUCCUGCAUGGGGAUGAUGGCAAGGAUGAGAAGGGUAUGAACUUGCCAACGGAUCAGGAAAUGCAGGAAGUGAUAGAUUUUCUCUCAGGCUUUAACAUGGGCCAGUCACAUCAGGGCUCCCCACUGAUGACAAGGCGUAAUUCUGCCACUACCAUAGUGACCGAGCAGAAGGCAGGAGCCAUGCAACCACAGCAGCCAUCACUGCCAGUGGCCCCUCCACCACGGCCAUCCCAGACUGGGGCACACACGCCUCUGACACCCCAGCCAGGUCUGGCACCUCAGCAGCAGUCCCCAAAGCAACAACAACCCCAGGUCCAAUACUAUCAACACCUGCUCCAACCCAUUGGACCACAGCAGACCCCACCCCAGCCUCGGGCACCUGGAAAAUGGGUACAUGGCUCAUCCCAGCAGCCAGCACAGCCUGUGGGAGCAGGCCUGUCUCCUCUUGGUCAGUGGCCUGGCAUAUCUGAUCUCAGCUCUGACUUGUACAGCUUGGGCCUCGUGAGCAGCUAUAUGGAUAAUAUGAUGUCAGAGGUUUUGGGACAGAAGCCACAAGGACCUAGAAAUAAUACCUGGCCAAACCGUGACCAAAGUGAUGGUGUCUUUGGAAUGCUGGGAGAGAUUCUGCCUUUUGAUCCUGCAGUGGGCUCAGACCCAGAAUUUGCACGCUAUGUGGCUGGAGUGAGUCAAGCGAUGCAGCAGAAGCGUCUAGCCCAACACAGUCGCCGACCAGGCAACCCCCGGAGCAAUUGGCCACCCAUGGAUGAUUCCCAUCGGACCUGGCCUUUGCCAGAGUUCUUCACAGAAGGGGACAGCCUACACGGUGGCUGGUCGGGCACUCAGGCCGACUCUGCCAGCUCCAGUGACGAGACCUCUUCAGCCAACGGGGACAACCUGUUCUCCAUGUUUUCAGGGCCUGACCUUGUUGCUGCAGUGAAGCAGAGAAGGAAACAUAGCAGUGGAGAGCAGGAAACCAGCACGCUGCCCUCACCACCUCUCCUGACCACAGUGGAGGACAUGAACCAGGAUAACAAAACCAAAACGUGGCCACCCAAAGCACCGUGGCAGCACCCUUCCCCUCUGCCCAGCACGCUGCCCAGCCCAGGUGCACCUCUCUAUGCAGUCGCCAGUCCCGGCAGCCAGUGGAAUGACACCAUGCAGAUGCUGCAGUCCCCUGUGUGGGCUGCAACCAGCGACUGCAGCACCGCCUCCUUCACCUAUGUGCAGAGCCCACCACAGCCCCCACCCCCACCAGCACACAAAGCAGCACCCAAGGGCUUCAAGGCCUUCCCUGGGAAGGCUGAGCGCAGGCCAGCCUACUUGCCCCAAUACUGACCACAGCUAGCCUGCCUGCUCCUCAGAGCUGUUAGGGCCAGUGUCCCCAGGGAUGACUAGCUGGGACCAGACCCCAAGAGGACCAGUGCAGCCCUGUCUCAGGGAGGGGAAUGUUCCUUGGGGUCAGGGGUGGUUGGCAGCUCCAAGUCUUUUAAAGUCUGGCUUCUCAAACAUCAAAGGCAGCAGACAUCUGGGAGCCAGCUGCAGGUGGAGAUUUAUGAUGCUCAGGGGGAUGCUGGCUAAUCUGUUUGCUUAAUAAGCACCUCAGGUGACCCUGAUGCUGUUGGCCAGGGCCACACUUGGAGAGACAGUCCUAAUGUCAGCUCUGCAUAUUGGGAAGGCUUGAAGCCUACAGGGUGAGAGCAAACUGACCAUUCUUGAAACCCUCUUCUGCUCUUUACACACUGGCUGGGGACCUCCACCUAUCACUGAUUGUAUAGCUAUUUUUCAUGUAGAUUUUCAGUUACAAUGUCUCCUGCCUAAAAUGCAUUGGCUAUUUUAAGAUCCCAGAUACACUAAUACACUGGCUGGAGAGGUUAGCUCAGCACUGUCUUUGUUGAAGCUUAUACAAAAUACUAGUGAUCAGAAGCAGUCAGCUGGCUUUCUGUGGGUGGGCAGCCCCUCUCAGCCCAGAAGCCCCCAAGGGUGCAGGCUUCACGAGAAUUGAGGAACUCCUGUUGGAGGUGUAUUCCUCAGAGUGCAGAGGAGCCCGCUGGCCCCAGUGGCAUGCAGAGGAGAGCGGUGCCUGCUGCCCUCAGAUCCCUUCACACAUGGCCAAGGCCUCACCAUGGUCCUCAAAGGGAGGAACUGGGAAGGGGCUGUACCAAGACCCCCAUUCUCAAAACCACAGUGACAUUUGCAAGCUGGCUCAAAAGACGGACGAAUUACCAUGUAGACAGGAUCUCAAAAUCUUUCUUUAAACAGCAACAACAAAAAAAUCCACCUCAUUUUCAGUUAACAUGUGCCAUUAAACAGAGAACAUACUGUGGAUUUAGGGAUAUUUUCCAGCCAGAAUGGAUCCAGAAGAAUUGAAUGGUGCUUAAAUUGAGAAAUAAUAAUAAAUAUAUCUAUAUAGAUAGAUAUCCCAUUGUAUAUUGAGGUUGCAGAAAGUUCUUUAUAUAAAGCUUAUUUAAAAUUUUCAUAUUUCAUCUUUGGAAACAUCUAAUUGAGAAAAAUCCAUGAUAUUUUCUGGUAUGAAAGUUUGACAGUAUUAAUAUUUUUUUUUAUAUUUUCUUAAAUCAUUAAACCAUUUUAAUAUAUGUUAACUACUAAUAAAUGGUUUAUUCUUUAUAACUCCAUAUAAACUUUUCCAAUGAAGAUUGUAAUAACACAUUUAUGUUCUCAUUUUUCUACAGAUAAAUUUAUAUUUAAAAAAAACCAAAAAGAAUAUAUAUGGACACACACCACACAUGCACACACACACACUACACACAUAAUUAUAGAGGACCCUUAGGGUGCCUGAGCCCAGCCACCUGAGUUUUUAGUACUGUGUCUCCAGGCUGUUCCAGGCCUCGGGUGUUGUCUUUUGUGCUGUGUGGGGAUACCAUUGCUGCCUGUACUGACGAUCCUUCACCAUGGGUUCGGAACAUUCACCUCACCAUGUUUACAGAGAACUAUUUUGUACAUAGAGUUUUCAGGCACGUGCUUUGCAACAACCCUGCGUGGCUCUUGUCUGUGUUAGCUGUCACAGUGUGCACACUAAUCUCUCUGUUCAAAGUUCUUUGUGGCUGUUUUACUUGUAAGAUAGUUUUCUAUUCCCUUCAGCGAUGUGUCCACAGUACCCUGUAUUUCCAGUUCUAAUAUACUGAAGUACUCUUGUUUUAAUAGUGCCUCCCCGAAGACCUCACCCUGGACCGAGGACAGUCCUCGAUGCCCCAGUGCAGGUGACAUUGCUAAUUGUCACUCUCCAGUCUGUUUUCUCUAUUAAGGAAGACAUUUUGUAACUGCAUCUCCAUGGCUGUGAGACUGUGUGAAACCGUUUGUGUAGUCUCCAUGUAGGUGCUGUGUUUCCAGCACCGCCUUGCUCUGAACACUGGUAAUUCCAGGUGCUGCGCUUGGCAGAGAUGUCUCGCCAAAGCGCAUGUAUGUGCGUGUGUGAGUGUGUGUCCUUUGCAUGGCCGGGCAUGGCUGCCUUGCUCGGGCAUCAGCAGGACAUCGUGUGAAUAGUUACAACGCUUCCAAACUGGAACUCUACGUUUUGUAUCUUACUUUUAAAGCUCCUAUAAGUAAAAUAACUAUUGGCUUUAUUAAAAAUAUACAUUUAAUAAUA
Molecule: messenger RNA, 6531 nt
Organism: Nannospalax galili (Upper Galilee mountains blind mole rat)
Lineage: Eukaryota; Metazoa; Chordata; Mammalia; Rodentia; Spalacidae
Gene: Garre1
Product: KIAA0355 ortholog
Exons: 14
Coding region: 1050-4262 (1070 amino acids)
Biological process (GO): Rac protein signal transduction
Molecular function (GO): CCR4-NOT complex binding
Source: RefSeq, a predicted model, not a curated record